CUGAUAGGAAGCAGACUGCCUGGACCUGCUAGCAGAGCUAGCUUAGAUGUGUUCUCCUGUCGUUAAGGCUGCUUAUUUCUGUGUCCGUAGCAACCAUGUCUUCAGCUCAGCCUUUAAGGGAGUUUAUCAAAGAUAGACUGACCGCUGCUGCAGAGGAAAUAUUCACAGAGUUUGAUAAAAUUAUCGUCCAAUAUGAGGAAGAGCUGGAUCGUCAGCGCAGACUGCUGGAAAUCUGCUUGAAACCCCAAAUAAACCUUCAGAGUAUUGAUCUUCCAUGGCAUUAUGUCUGCAAGGAGGAGGAGGAAAUCAACGACCUGCAGUUCUGCCACCAGAACAGCAAUUCCAUUAUGAGUCCUCAGCAAACAAAAGAGAUGAAGGUUGAAGCAGAACCUCAGGAGGAAGUGAUGGAUGUAGAACUCCCACAGAUAAAGGACGAAGAAGAGGAAUUUGUUAUUGGUUUGGAGAAAGAGCAGCUUGAAUUGAAGCAGGAAACUGAUACAAUAUCAGUAAAUUCUACUUAUGGGGAAAAAGACCACAGAGACCAACACCUUCUUCAGAUCCCUUAUGAAUCCGAGAACCAAGAAAUAAUAAAUGACUCAGGAUCAAAUAAAGAACCCAAACCGAAAACAAUUCAUCAAAGCAUCAGAGGUUACAAUGAGAGUGUAAAACUUCCAAAUGUAAAAAGAUGUAAGAUAACAAGCACAAAUCAGAAUCUCUGUUCUUGUAGAUUUUGUGGUAAACUUUUUGGUCGGACGAAUUUACCUAAACAUGUCAGAACUCAUACAGGGGAAAAGCCAUUUUCCUGUGUGACCUGCGGAAAAAAAUGUAGUCAAAGCGGUCAUUUGAAGGUUCAUAUGAGAACCCACACCGGUGAGAAACCUUUCUCGUGUUUAACUUGUGGAAAAAGUUUUACCAUGAGUAUGGCAUUAAUCCGUCAUACGAGAACCCACACAGGUGAAAAGCCUUUCUCGUGUGUGACUUGUGGAAAGAAAUUUAGUCAAAGCUGUCACUUGACUGUUCACAUGAGAACCCACACAGGUGAGAAGCCUUUCUCAUGUUCGACUUGUGGAAAAAGUUUUACUGUGCAGAUUUCUCUAACCCGGCACAUGAGAACGCACACAGGAGAGAAACCUCUGCCAUGUACCAUCUGUGGAAGACGUUUCGGUGAAGCAGGAAAUUUAGCUCGACACAUGAAUAUCCACACAAAGAAUUUAGCCCUCAUUCCGUAAAAGUUUAAAAAAUAAUCCACUGGACCUGGUUUCCAAGGUUUGAAGACAUUUCGUCUAUUUCGACUCAAACUCACUGCGAAUCCAUACAUUUGAAUUGAGAAAGCUUCCUGGAGGGGAAGCGAAACGUCUUCAAACCUUGGAAACCAAGUCCAGUGGAUUGUUUUUUUAAACUUUUACGGAAUGAUUGACCUGGAUGGCUGAGAAUCUUCAUCAGCAAAUCUAGCCCUCAGUCUUUAACCUUGGUUAAUGGGUUGAUGGGUUAAAU
Messenger RNA from Cyprinodon variegatus (sheepshead minnow), 1494 nucleotides. Its product is annotated as gastrula zinc finger protein XlCGF8.2DB-like. The record is from RefSeq and is a predicted model, not a curated record. Gene Ontology annotation, molecular function: RNA polymerase II cis-regulatory region sequence-specific DNA binding; DNA-binding transcription factor activity, RNA polymerase II-specific. NCBI's taxonomy places the organism in Eukaryota, Metazoa, Chordata, Actinopteri, Cyprinodontiformes, Cyprinodontidae. The transcript is spliced from 2 exons. Gene Ontology annotation, biological process: regulation of transcription by RNA polymerase II. Bases 96 to 1229 code for a protein of 377 amino acids.